AUGGAGGUGCUCACUGAUGAUGCAUGCGCUGAGGACUGCGAGAUUGAUGACUUCCUCUUCGAUGACGAUGAACUUAUGGCCAGUGCCCAUGCCUCCCCCAAGGCAAAGGGUCUCGUCCCCCGGUACCACUCACCGGAGUCCUUGGAUAGGAGGAUUGACGAACUUGUCCACGAAACUGCAGGCCUCAUGGGGUUGAACGAAGCUGUCGUUGGAAUUCUACUGCGCGCGUUUGAUUGGAGAAGUGAUGCCUUAGUCCAGGAGUGGUUCAAUGACGGCGCAGCAGUUCUUCGGAAGGGAAGGCUUCCGCCUGAACUUUGGGAAGCGGAGAAGGACUGUAACGGAGCUGCACCAGUCGCCAGAGACCAACCUUCUGAUCUUAGCCGGUCGGAAGCCCACCAAGGUUCAACGAGAAACCCUCCGUCUUCUGCGGAUGCACCCAGUAAUGACCGUGCUGAUGACAUGUUUGAAUGCCCCGUCACUGCAAAUCUUGUUCCGCUGACCGACACUUUUGCUCUCAAGUGCAACCACCGUUUUUCCAACGCCGCCUGGAUAGGAUAUUUAGACGCGUUGGUGGCCGAGAGUCCGCAACGCGCUCUUGAUGCCCGGUGCCCUUUUCCUGGAUGUCUGGAGAUCAUAACCAUGGAUGUGUGGCAUUUUUUCCGGGGGCCGACAGCAGUGGCCCGCCUGCGGAUGUUUGCUCGCGAGCAGUUUGUGGGGAAGCAUCUGGCUGUGGCCUGGUGCCCAUCGCCCACCUGCGAGCAAGCAGUGGAGUUGGUUCCAGCAGCGAUGAGUUGCUCCGAUACUGAAUCUUCCUUUUGCAACUUAUCAGCCGCAGAAGUUGCGCCGGUGGCUGACGUUACAUGCAGUUGCGGCACUCGAUUUUGUGUAUUGUGUGGCAAUGAGCCUCACCGGCCCAUUUCUUGUCGCGUGAUCGCAGCUUGGAUGCGGAAGAAUCGAGGCGGUGAAUCUCAGCAGAACGGCGGCAACGCGGACGCACAACACUCACUUGAGAGAUAUGCGCACUUCUUUGAACGCUACAGAGCCCACAACCACGGCCAGCAAGUGGCAACGCGCAUGCAAUCGAGCCAGCUACACAAAUGUAGGGAGGUUGCUGCCAUUGCAGCUGGAGCUGGCAUGCGCUCAUCACCAACAGGUGGGUUCCACACCUCAAAUAGUGUCGAAGUGGACAAAGUUCCCAACGGUUGUGGUUCGGAGAGCAGCAGCCCUAGCAUAGCAGGAGAACGAAGUGGCGCAUCCCCUUCCAGCAGUAGGGAUGCAGAAAGCCCCGCCGGUUUCGGGGACUUUGACUGGGACUUUUUGGAGAAGGGUUGGCUGCAAGUGGUGGAGUGUAGGCGAAUGCUGAAGUGGUCAUAUGCAUUUGCAUUUUUUGCUGAGUUCCCGGAAACACGACAGAAGCAUCUGUUUGAGUUUCAUCAAGGACAGCUCGAAAGAAGUCUGGACCUCCUUCAGGAACGGCUCGAAACCUUCGAACCAAAAGCGUACAUCGAUAGGGAUCCUGCAGAUCUUAUUGCUUUCAAAAUGCAGUUGCUCGACUUGACUGCGGUUGUCCGCGGAUUCUUUGCAAAAAUAUGCGAUGUGUUCGAAGAUGAGUUUGUUGCUGAUGCGGUGCAUGUUAACGACAGAGAAGCAAGCUGA
This is a messenger RNA of Eimeria maxima, 1656 nucleotides long. Its product is annotated as IBR domain-containing protein, putative. NCBI's taxonomy places the organism in Eukaryota, Apicomplexa, Conoidasida, Eucoccidiorida, Eimeriidae. Bases 1 to 1656 code for a protein of 551 amino acids. Gene Ontology annotation, molecular function: ubiquitin conjugating enzyme binding; zinc ion binding; ubiquitin protein ligase activity. The record is from RefSeq and is a predicted model, not a curated record. Gene Ontology annotation, biological process: ubiquitin-dependent protein catabolic process; protein polyubiquitination; positive regulation of proteasomal ubiquitin-dependent protein catabolic process. Gene Ontology annotation, cellular component: ubiquitin ligase complex; cytoplasm. The transcript is spliced from 7 exons.